Molecule: messenger RNA, 3869 nt
Organism: Paecilomyces variotii
Lineage: Eukaryota; Fungi; Ascomycota; Eurotiomycetes; Eurotiales; Thermoascaceae
Product: salt tolerance down-regulator-domain-containing protein
Exons: 5
Coding region: 96-3779 (1227 amino acids)
Source: RefSeq, a predicted model, not a curated record
CGUGAGCUGGACCGGCCUUCUCUCUUUCUCCGUCCGUCUCAUCUAUGUGCUCUGUGUCGCCGUUCUGACACGCCGUUUCCAUAUCAAACAGCAGCAUGCCGGCGACCUCGAAACGACAAGCCACGGCGUCGAGUCACUCUUCCAAAGAGGCUCCCACACCAGACGCGCGAAUGAGUCUGAAAUCUAUGCUGAAGCCAGCACCUCCUUCUGAGAGCAACAAAAGCAGUCUCAGCCCUGCUUCAUCCACCAGCAUGCCCACGACGACGACCAGUGAUCUGGCAGACCAGGAUGCGCCUGCCAUGAAACCAAACAACGAGGACCAAACAACAGAGAAUGCAGUGCGAUCGGUGAAUAAGAAGAAGCAGAAGAGAAGGCAGAAAGAAGCUGCUCGGCGUGCAGCGGAGCAGCAGCUUAAUAAUGGUUAUGCGAAGGCAGAUCAGAAUGGACAUGAAAUCAGCGACGAAACUUCCUCCAGACACACAGCGCACUACCCCCACAAUGUCCUGAGAGAGGUAGAUGAUGGUGGUCAUUACGAGCCUGCCCAUGGCGAAGUGUAUUUCUACGAGGAUGAGAACGGAGUCGUGCAUCAGCAAGGGCAUGAAUCACACGAUGAGGAUGAACAUGACCAAACUCGGCCAUCAACAUCUAAGAAAUCCAAAAAGAAGAAAGGGAAGAAAGGUCGUUCUGACUCUCAUAAUCUGGUCGAAGAAAGUUCAACCUCUCUCUCUGCAACAUCACGUGGCCCGCCAUCUUCUAUAUCGAAUGCCGCCCUACGAUCUGCUCAGAAAGUAUCGAAAGACCGCAUUUGGAACACUUCAACCCAGGAAGAGCGUGAAAAUAUCAAGACCUUUUGGCUGGAACUAGGCGAGGAAGAGCGACGCCAGCUGGUCAAAGUUGAGAAGGACGCGGUCUUGAAGAAGAUGAAAGAGCAGCAGAAGCAUUCAUGCAGCUGCACUGUCUGUGGUAGAAAACGAACCGCGAUCGAGGAGGAACUAGAGGUGCUUUACGAUGCGUACUACGAAGAGCUCGAACAGUAUGCGAACAACAACCAAGGUUCCUUCGAGAAUGGCGCCCCUAUCGUACCUCCUCCGCGACUCUAUCAGCCUCCUCUGCGCUCGUUCGACCAUCAUAGUCAUAUGACAGGGCAUCACCACCCUUCUCGCGGCAGAGUGCACGAGUUGCCUGACGAUGAUGAAGAACUAGAGGAGGAAUAUGAUGAAGAUGAUGAAGACGAUGAUGAGCCCUAUAGCGACGAGGAGCUGGAAGACGAAGCAACUCGAAGCGCCCGUGCGGAUUUCUUCGCGUUUGGAAACAGUCUUACAGUGAAAGAUGGAAUCCUCACAGUCGCAGACGAUUUGCUCAAAAACGACGGUAAACACUUCAUCGACAUGAUGGAGCAGUUGGCCGAGCGUCGAAUGCAGCGAGAGGAAGAUACCCAAUACAGGCUUGCCUCGGCACAUCAGUCCCUUCACGCUGGUCAUAAUCAUGGCCCUCUCGAUGAGGAAGAUUACGAUGAUGAGGAAGAUGAGGAAUAUGAUAGUCAGGACGAGGAAGAGUAUGAGGAUGACGAAAUGGAUGCCAUGACCGAGGAACAGCGUAUGGAGGAGGGAAGACGAAUGUUCCAGAUAUUCGCCGCUCGGAUGUUUGAGCAGCGCGUACUAACUGCAUAUCGAGAGAAAGUAGCAGAGCAGCGUCAGCAAAAGCUCCUUCAAGAAUUAAUGGAAGAGCAGACACUGACCGAGCAACGCAAUGCAAAGAAGGCAAGGGAGGCCCAGAAAAAGAAGGAUAAGAAGAGACAGCAGAAACUAGCCAAAGAGGAAGAGCGGGCUCGCCGAGAAGCUGAGAGGGCCGCAGAAGAAGCCGCAGCCAGAGCGCUUGAAGAGAAGAAGCAGGAAGAACAGCGACGAAAGCGCGAAGAGCAACGGAAGAAAAAGGAAGCGGAGAAGAAGGCGCAAGAAGAAGAACGUUUGCGCAAGGAAGCAGAGAAGCAGAAACGGCUUCAGGAGGAAAGAGAGCGACAGGCAGAAGCUGAGCGUAAGCAACGCGAGCAGAAGGAACGGGAACGGAAGAAGCGAGAAGAGGCCAAGAGAAAAGAACGGGAAGAGCGUGAAGCUCGAGAGAGGAAGACCAGGGAAGAGCGCGAGCGAAAGGCUCGAGAGGAACAAGCGAAGAAGGACAAGGAGACUGCUUCGAAGGCAGAAAUGGAGGCCAGAGAGCGCGCAAAACGAGAAGGACAACCCGGACAGCAGACCCAAGCAUCUGCAAAACGGACGUCGCAGUCAGGCCCUAUUCCUAUACCGCCAGGUUUGCAGCAUCCUCAAGGUCUUCAUUCUCCGCAUUUCCAAAUCGCCACCCCUGUUGUUCCCAAAGCUCCGACGCCCAUGCGCGCUCGUCAGCCAUCGCAACAGGGAUCUCAUACAUCUUCUCCAAGGUCUCAACCCGCCGGUACGGAACUUUCCCAGACGCCAGUAUCUCCACAUACAGCUCCGUCAGUGACUUCGAGCGCCGCUUCAUUCAAAGGUUCCGGACCACAACCAGUUCUUCAUCAUCCUCAGCCGUCAGCGCCGCUGUCUCCUCUUGGAAGAGGACCGCCGCUUGGUUUUCCUGGUGUCAACGGGUUGCCGUCUAAUCCACCCGGUUUGGCACCACGUCCGUUUAUGGGCCAUGAUAUACCUAUGUAUCCGCCUUCGUCUGGCCCUAUGGGCGGCCAGUUCAGGGGUUUCCCAGCACCGAAUGGCAUUACGGUGCCUCCCGGUGUCAACGGGAGUCGCCCAGUGCCCCCCGGGCGUGGAUUUCCUCUGGAUCCAGGCCAUGGACUUCCUUUUUACGGCCAGCAGCCGAUUGGCGGUUCCCUUCCUACACAAGGCAUCCGGUCACAGGCUCAUUCUCGACAAACCUCUGGCUCAUUUGACAGGCCGUCUCUUGAUUCACAGACGCAGACUCAGCCUAUCUCGCGUCCGUCUGCGAUUAAGAGACCAUCUAGUACCAGCCCUCGUGAUCAGCAGAAGGAAGGAGCACCGCCGUCUCAUUCUGACAUCGACGAUCUCAGUGCUCACCUGGGCAGCAGCGCGCUACUCAAUGAUUCGGAUGCCCCAUUCACAUCAAACCUUUCCCAGUCGCUUCCGGGUGUCAGCGCCAUUCCGGGACCAUUCCAAGGUCCUGCGCGUGCGAGCUUUGGGGGAUCGCCGUUCUUCGCGGAUCCUCUUAGCGCACCCAAACACCCGAGCCUCCCCGGUAGUUCAAGCACCUGGGCGCCGCAGUUACCCUUCGGGACUGCUUUCCCAGGAGCUCAAUCAUGGGGAGCUGGACCAGGGAGCGGUUGGACAAGUAACGCAUUUGGGAUUGGUGGACAUCAUCGCGCUCAUACGUCUCGUCCUGUCACUAUUCGGCUGCUUGUCAUCCAGGCUUGCAAGCAGCUUAAUACAUUGAGUCCUACGUCCAAGGGAACAGCAGGCUUCCACCAUGUCAACCGAAUCUUGACGCAGGUUGAUCAACUGAGACCUCCGAACGAGCCUCCAAUUUCUCUGGCGGAAAUGUUGGACAUCUGUGAUACGGAAGGCAACCACCAGAACGGUGGUGGCACUUUCAUCAUCAAAGAUGAAGGUGAGAACGGCAAGUCUGUAAAAUUCGAGCCAGACAACAACAGUUCUCUACCGGGGCAUCGGGGCAGUAUCGUCCCUGGAGAUAUCGGUAGCCCAGUCCCUAGCCACAGCCUGCCCGCAUUUGGCGGUAUUGGCACAGCUGGGAGGCAGUUUUCUUCACCGACGGCGGGCUUCUAAGCUUAUUCUUAUUCACCACAGCUGAUCUGGCUGCUUUUCUUUCUCAUGCAUUUCGGUUGCUUGUCUGGUUUUGUUUUCCGGAGCACCGUG